AUGCGCUUGUCAAUUUGGCUCCCCGCGGCUGUGACCGCCUUUGUGAUGCCCUUGGCCGCCAUCGCUGCCGAAGGGCCCAUCUGGAACUACACACCUGCGACUGUGGAAGAAGAAAAGCCAUAUCCGCUCAAAAAUAUGCUGACAUGGAAGUACUACAAGAAACCCACCACAUUCUACUACAACCUGACAUCGGACACCGCUUCCGACACAAACUGGCUCGGCGUCUUCCACGACUAUGGCGGCUUGCCCGUCAACGGCACCAAAGGCAUGGACCCUGCCCUCUGGGUAUACGCUCCAGGCGAAAAAGGCACUGUGCGCCUCGAGACGGAAAAGAUCCCUCCAGGUCCCUACAAGGCCUAUCUCAUGGCAAACGACAGCUACGUGCCCAUUGUGCCGCCCGUCGACUUUCACACGGGCAAGCAGGACAAUGUGCGCUUUUACACCCUCAUUCAGACGAUUCGGCCCGCGCGCAUCGGCGAGUACUGGACCUACGACAUGAGCGGCAUGGUCAACAUUGCCAGCGACGUCAAGAACUUUUACUUUCUCAUCUACUGCAACGGCGACCACUGGGCGCACUCGACCAGGGGCGGCAUCCUGUUCGGCAGGCCGACGAAGCACUCCCGGCGGCCGACGAACCUGGCCGUCAAGGUCAAGACGCGUCGCGGCUUGCACCACUACAUUGAGGUGGUGAUUCCCUUGCGCAAGGCCCACGAGCCGCUGGCGCCGCGGAUCCGCGUCAUGAGCCUGAAUCUGUGGCAAGGCGGCAAGAACGUGGACGACUUUCACGCCAGGCAGAUUCACCAGAUCAGCAAGGCCGACGUCGACGUCGUCAGCUUGCAGGAGACGGAGGGCACGCACGCGCUGCGGCUGGCGCGCGGCCUCGGCUGGUAUGCGCACCAGACGGCCGACGUGGCCAUCAUCUCGCGGUACCCCAUUGUCGAGACGAUCAACGCGACGACGAGCAAGGCGGCGGCGGUGCGCAUCGCGCUGGACGGCGACCGCCAGGACGUCAUCGUCUGGGCCGCGCAUCUGAGUGAGCGGCACAGCAGCUACGGCCCGUACGGCUUCUGCUUCGAGGGCAAAGACGGCGCCGCCGUGCUGCAGGCCGAGCACGACUCGGGCCGCGUCGCCGAGGCGCGGGAGCUGGCCGCCGCGAUGAAGCCAUAUCUCGCCAACGCGGACAAGGUGCCCGUGCUGCUCGCGGGCGACUUUCACUCGCCGUCGCAUCUUGAUUACACUGAGGCGAGCGCGGGCAUGCACUGCGGUGCCGGGGCGGUGGAUUGGCCGGCGUCGCGGAUCAUGGCCGAGGCGGGGCUAAAGGACGUGUAUCGCGAGGCGCAUCCGGACCCGGUGACGCAUCCGGGAUUCACCUGGUCGAUUAUCAAGAAGAAUAACACGGAGCAUGGGGGUAGGCCGGAGCCGCAGGACCGCAUCGACUUUGUGUAUUAUGCGGGCGCGGGGUUGCGCAUGGUCGACUCGGAGCAGUGGGCCUCGGACAUUCCAAAGCCAAAGAUGUUUCCUAAUCACUGGAAGAAUAUGUGGCCGUCGGAUCACCGGGCGCCGGUGACGACGUUUGAAUUCAUUGACUCGGGCAAGGACAAAUCUUGA
Molecule: messenger RNA, 1608 nt
Organism: Beauveria bassiana ARSEF 2860
Lineage: Eukaryota; Fungi; Ascomycota; Sordariomycetes; Hypocreales; Cordycipitaceae
Product: endonuclease/exonuclease/phosphatase family
Exons: 1
Coding region: 1-1608 (535 amino acids)
Molecular function (GO): catalytic activity
Source: RefSeq, a predicted model, not a curated record